CGUGACGAGGGAAUUUCAGUAAGACACAUGCACAAUUCCACACACUGAGCAAAGUGAGCAGGUUUCAGCCGCACAUCGUCUUGUGCCUGUCUGCAUCAGAGCCUUGAGCGGGCAAAUCGAGAAAAAGCUCCUCCGUGCGUCCAGACUGCUGCUGCUGCUGCUGGUGGUGAUCCACAAGGAGGAGGUGGGCGAGCAUCAAUGCCUCCCCCAUUUUAGCUCUCGCCACCGGGCCUCCUCCAUCCAGCGCUGAGAUAAUGAAAGGAUGGCUGAGCAUGGAGGCGGACUGCACGGAGGACUGACGGAUGCUGCGAGCCGGCUCGAUGAGCAUCAGCACCACGGCACGAUGACUUCCACGGAGGACGCGCGGUCGGACGAUCUGUCUUUGGAGGAGAUCCUGGGUCUCUACAGCCAGCCCAUCAACGAAGAGCAGGCUUGGGCCGUGUGUUACCAGUGCUGCGUGACGCUGGUGAAGGAACAGCGGCGAAGGAGAUGCUCCGAUGCCGCCGAGGUGACGUCGGCGGCGGCCGAGGCGAGGAUAUCAGGACCGGGAGAUGUUCAUAUUGCAAAGGACGGAUCUGUGAGAUUGCACAAACCGAGCUGUGAAGGUAAAUACAACCUGAGCACACAGACAGAGGUGAUAGAGUCUCUGGGCAUCAUGAUCUACAAGGCUCUGGACUAUGGGCUGAAAGAGAAUGAAGAGAGGGAGCUCAGUCCUCCACUGGAGCAGCUCAUUGACAUGAUGCUCAACAUAGCCGAGGCCGAAAGAGACGUCUGCCCCGACGAAGGCUAUGAGGCAACUGAGGAAGAAAAUGACGACCCUGACAACAUUUCGAGUGUCCAUGGCUACAGAGGUAUCCUCAAGCUGUGUACGGAUCAUCUACCCAGUCAGUCGGAUGCACCUAGUCACUACCAGGCAGUAUGUCGGGCUUUGUACACAGAGGCCAGGGAACUACGGACUUUCCUGGACAAGAUCAAGAGUGCCAAAGAGAAUCUUCGUAAAAUGGAGGAGGAUUCAACAGAAGAUCCCAGAAGAGACCUGAAUGACUUACAAAAUGCUGAUUGGGCUCGAUUUUGGGUUCAGGUGAUGAGAGACCUUCGAGAAGGAGUAAAGCUGAAAAAGGUGCAGGAGCGUCAGUAUGACCCGCUGCCUACCGAGUACCAGCUUACUCCCUACGAAAUGCUCAUGGAUGAUAUCAGGUCCAAACGCUACAAACUGCGCAAAGUCAUGGUGAAAGGAGACAUCCCACCCAGGCUUAAGAAGAGUGCUCAUGAAGUCAUACUGGAGUUCAUUCGAUCCAGACCACCCCUUAACCCCGUGUCUGCACGAAAACUGAAGCCACCAACUCAGCCUCCCCCCACCCUGCAUGAGAGGAUCCUAGAAGAAAUUAAAUCUGAGAGGAAACUUCGACCCGUGACACCAGAUAUGGUCCGCAGGGGAAGACUAGUAAUUCGGCCACUUAGCAUGUCUUUCAGUUUUGAUGCUUCAGGUUUUGGCAAAACUCGCAGUAUGCCACAGGACUUGUUCCGUACAGGACUAGAUGAAUUUAUUCCGUACAUGGGCAGGAGGACAUCCAGCACUUUGUCUUUGACCAUUGAACCGGCAUCUCCCAAAGCAGAACCCUCCGGAUCUCAGUCUGUGCCCCAGAGGAAGAAGCUUUUGAAGGCUCCCAGCCUUGCCGAACUCGACACCUCCGACUCUGAUGAUGAGUUUUUAGGGAACAGAUCAGCAAGCACCUCUAGUGUAACAACAUCUCUAAUGGAUGACACAUCUCCAGAGACAGCACUGGGAAAGAAGACUCCACCACAGUUCCUGCCCAUCUCAUCGACGCCACAGCCAGAGAGGCGCCAGACCCCUCAGAGGAGACACUCGAUCGAGAAGGAAACGCCGACCAAUGUCCGACCAUUUCAGCUGCCCUCUAAACAGAAUUCGAAGUCUCUGGAGGAGUUUUGUUUCCCUGUGGAGUGUCUGUCUUUGACAGUAGAGGAGGUGAUGCACAUCAGACAGGUGUUGGUAAAAGCAGAGCUGGAGAAAUUUCAGCAGUAUAAAGAAGUCUACACCGCAAUGAAGAAGGGAAAGCUUUGCUUCUGUUGUCGGACCAAAAGAUUUUCCUUUUUCACCUGGUCCUACAUCUGCCAGUUUUGCAAAAAGCCUGUGUGUUCACAGUGUUGCAAAAAGAUGAGAUUGCCAUCCAAACCUUAUUCCAGUCUUCCCAUCUACUCCAUCGGGUCUACUAACACUCAACCCAGGGAGAGGAUGAGUGGCAUGAUUUCUGAGGGACAAGGACUCUCUGUGGCUGAAGACCGGCUGACUUUAGCUGCGGACGGCGCAUCGGCAGCUACCACAUCAAAAUCAGGAGCCAAAAAAGCUGGAAAGGCUUCUGGGGGAGUCAAAUCUGACAAGUCCGCCAGUGGUCAUAGACGACCGAGCAUCCACAAGACAAUGUCCAAGUUGUCCAAGCACGGCUCUUUAAAGUCUCACGAAGCACUUGAGCUUCCAUCAGAGCUGACCGAAGACUGGGCCACCAUGGAGGUGUGUGUUGACUGCAAGAAGUUCAUCACUGACAUCAUCGCCUCCAGCAAGCACAGCCUGUCACUGGCCACCAAGAGAGCGCGUUUAAAACGCAAGACGCAGUCCUUGUACAUGUCCUCGCCGAAAGGAAGGGAGGAGUACCGGCCCUCAGAGCGAACCAUCAGUGAGAUCUAGACUGUCUCCAUCUAGACUGUCUCCAUCUGUCUCUCUAAUCAAACCGUGGUGGAUGGAGGUUUUGUUGCAGUGUCCUCGUCAUCGUGUACAGCUCCUCCAGAUGACUGUCUGGUGUAGAUCUACAAUUGGAUUAUAUUAUGGAUGACCCUUUAAUUUCCACUCAAUUACUUUCGGGAGAAAAAGGACAACAAUCGCAUUGACCUUUGUCAAAGUGGACAAGUGUCCUCCUCUUUGAUGGCACGGUAGGGUGGUCCACCCCAGCUCACACCUAAAUAAGCACAAGAGUGAAGAAACAGAGUUGUGGGGCCUGGACAACAGUCAUGGGAUAAAGUGAGAGUCAAGAUAUUCAAAUAUUACAUUUUGUAUGAGUUUCAUUUGACUUUUGUACUCAUUUGUCUCUAGGGCACACUCAACUUUUUUUGAUGAAGGCUUCUCCACCAAGUAUUGCUCGAUGAAUUUUGACCCCAUUCAGUAUUCAGUCGCUUGUUACAUUCAUCCAUUUAUCACCGACAAUUUAUUUUUGUGCAGUUGUACUACCCUAAGACGACAUACGCUAUAUGUUGUUCUCAGUUUGACCCGCAUAAUUUAUUCUUGCCCCAACAUGAUAUGAUCACAUUCUUCAAACCCUUACUUAUUACAUCUCAUCAGUUAUUCGUAUUCCUGAAUAAAAAGGAAGAAAAAAACCAAUACAAAAACACACACAAAAAAAAACUAAUCCUAAAAACUGUGUGGUCUGAUAAAACAACACGUUUCUUUAUUUGAACUUUACUUAAUCAUGCAUUUCACAAAAAAAUAUUCAAAAUUCAUCUGUUUUGAAUUAAACUACUGUGAGAAGCACAAACAAAAUGAUUUUGUAUUUACAACAUAACAAACAUACUGUAUAUGGUUCAUAGUGCCCAUGUUCAGUAAUUAUAUUUUACGUCUUUUUUUUAAGUGUGCAUUCUCGUGCACAUGCAGACACAUCAUAGCCAUCGAUAUAACCUUUCAUACUUGCCUUUCAAUCAUUUAUUUAAAAUAGCUGCUUUCUCUCCAUUUUCAUAUUUGGCACUUAUAAAUGUGUUAACUUGCUGCUUCUGUUGGGCGCUAGCAAUACAUAAUCCACAUUAUGUUUACUUAGUUUUUUACGACAGGAUUUUUUUGUGAAUACAUUUUGAAAAUGGUGACUUUUACUUUAGAUAAAAUGCCUGAAAUUCUUGUUUUUGUACAGACGUUUGGUUGCAGUGGGGACAUACUGUAAAAGUACGUACAAUAAGUCUUGAUGUAAUGCCUUUAACAUUGUUCCUUUGCCAUCCAGAAACGGACUAGGUGGCUGAAAUGUGCAAUUCUAUUUUUGGAUUUUCUGCCUUAAACGUUGUCUUAUAUGAUCACGCAAAUAUAUUGACAGUCAUCUACAGCUACAGUACACUAAGUUUUUAUGAAGUGAUUUGCUGGCUCACUUGGGGAAGUCCACAGGAGAAGCGUCACAGUGUGAUACCAUGCAUGAACGGUGUUGCUUGUACCUUCAAUAUCUUACCAUCAAGCUCAAACUCCCUGGACAGAGUGCCACAAGUGAUCAAAAAUAAACAAAUGAAAUGCU
Molecule: messenger RNA, 4280 nt
Organism: Phyllopteryx taeniolatus (common seadragon)
Lineage: Eukaryota; Metazoa; Chordata; Actinopteri; Syngnathiformes; Syngnathidae
Gene: spire1b
Product: spire-type actin nucleation factor 1b
Exons: 18
Coding region: 263-2704 (813 amino acids)
Biological process (GO): polar body extrusion after meiotic divisions; Golgi vesicle transport; cleavage furrow formation
Cellular component (GO): cell cortex; cytoplasmic vesicle membrane
Molecular function (GO): actin binding
Source: RefSeq, a predicted model, not a curated record